Messenger RNA from Owenia fusiformis, 2443 nucleotides. The record is from the annotation of a GenBank genome assembly. Lineage: Eukaryota; Metazoa; Annelida; Polychaeta; Sabellida; Oweniidae.
UUUGAAUAUUUCAAAUUUUUAACAUCCGGCGGAAGUGAGACAAUCUGGGCAUUCUGGGUAAAUGACAUAUUGAAAAAUCGGUGUGGCCGAAAUUAUUUAUUAUUUAUCCUUUAGCUCAGUAUAUAUCUAGGAAAAUGGUAUAAAUAUCAAUUACAAGUAGAGUUCUACUACAGGACAUUUAUUCGAAGCAUUUUUCGUGGAUUUAUCAAUAAAGAAACUUCGAAAAUUGGUCUCAAAAUCAAUACAAUUCAACUGUAGAAAGACCCAGUUAAAAUCACAAUGUCUGCCUCAGCUGUCUUCAUUUGUGAUGUCAAAGGCAAAGUCUUGAUAAGCCGUAACUAUCGAGGUGACAUAGAUAUGUCCGUUGUUGAUAAGUUUAUGACGCUUGUAAUGGAAAUGGAAGAUGAAGCCACACUUACUCCAAUCAUCCAACAUGGGAAUGUGACAUUUUGUUAUAUCAAAUAUAAUAACUUAUACUUGCUAACUACAACUAAGAAGAAUGCUAAUGUUGCACUGAGCUUUUCAUUUCUACACAAAAUAGUUCAGGUGUUCUGUGAGUACUUCAAAGAGUUGGAAGAAGAGAGCAUUAGGGACAACUUUGUCAUCAUUUACGAACUCUUAGAUGAACUCAUGGACUUCGGUUACCCACAAACAACAGAUAGUAAAAUUUUACAAGAAUACAUUACCCAAGAGAGUCACCAAGUAGAAGUUCAAGCAAGACCCCCUAGCACAGUUACAAAUGCAGUGUCUUGGAGAUCUGAGGGUAUCAAAUACAGAAAGAAUGAAGUGUUCUUAGAUGUCAUAGAAUCUGUCAAUCUUUUGGUUUCGGCCAAUGGUAAUGUUCUACGUAGUGAGAUAGUCGGAGCUGUAAAGAUGAGAGUUUACCUCUCUGGCAUGCCAGAACUCAGACUAGGACUCAAUGAUAAAGUUCUCUUUGAAAGCACAGGAAGGGGCAAGACGAAAGCUGUUGAACUUGAGGAUGUUAAGUUCCAUCAAUGUGUUAGGUUAUCAAGGUUUGAGAAUGACCGAACUAUUUCAUUUAUUCCACCCGAUGGGGAAUAUGAUUUAAUGUCGUACAGAUUGAACACGCAUGUUAAGCCACUCAUAUGGGUUGAGUCAGUCAUUGAGAGACACGCACACAGUAGAGUUGAAUACAUGAUUAAGGCCAAGAGUCAGUUCAAGCGUAGAUCAACAGCCAACAAUGUUGAGAUCAUUGUACCAGUGCCACAAGAUGCCGACUCCCCUAAGUUCAAGACUACUGUUGGAAGUUGCAAGUACAGCCCAGAAUUGAAUGCUGUUGUGUGGAGCAUUAAAUCAUUCCCUGGUGGCAAAGAAUUCCUGAUGCGUGCCCACUUUGGUCUGCCAAGUGUCAUGAGUGAAGAUACUGAAGGAAAACCACCAAUCCAUGUUCGGUUUGAGAUCCCGUACUUUACCGUUUCUGGUAUUCAGGUUCGCUAUCUCAAGAUCAUUGAGAAGAGCGGCUACCAGGCUAUGCCAUGGGUGCGCUACAUCACCCAGGAGGGAGAGUAUGAGAUACGAACCUCCUAGCUAUGUUCGUUACUUGAAGAUCAUUGAGAAGAGUGGAUACCAGGCUUUACCAUGGGUUAGAUACAUAACACAAAAUGGUGACUACCAGCUUCGCACAUCAUAAACUUCAACUGGUGUCUAUUCUUGCGAUAUAAGAUAAGGAUGUGUAUGUAUGUAUAUGAAUAAUGAAAAACAUAAGGUUGAUGUUGGAGGACAGUUGGAGGAUGUUUUCAGUGAUGUCAUAUGAUGUAGUUAUAACAAGAGGAUGGCAUAAGGGCCAGCCUGAUGUAAGAGAGAAUAUAUCCUCCUUGGAAUUAUUGUCCUAGUUUAUUUAUAUUGCAACCUAAUUGUAUGGUAAUCCAGGCUAUAAAUUCUAUGGCAAUAUUCACUUGUAUAUCAGGCCAUCUAAGUUGGAUCAAGGCGAACUGAGUCUGAAAUCCUUAUGACGUACCCUGAUUAUAAUGAUUGACCAAUGACAGAAUGUUUUAAAAACACUGGAAACAUAGUGGAUCCAGCAUGGUUAGUGAAUGACUAUGUCAAGCAUGUGGAAGCGAUGUCAAUGUGGACUUGUAUUCUGAACAGAGAGCUUUGUAUAAAAUAAUGAAAAAAUGUGAAUAUGAAGGACAUUCACUAUUAGUAUUAUUAUUAAAUAUGGAUAUAUUAAUUAAAUAUUGAUAGUGUUUUCUUUUUUUAAGUAAAGAAUUAUUCAAAUCAUGAUUGACUAUCAAGCUACUGAUUUUAUGAAAUGUAAUUUUUGAACAUUCCAAAAUGGGUGUUCAAAAAUGAGGGAUGGAAAAUAAGAAUGCGAGUAUUUACUGUAUUUGUACAUUAUAACCUAUGUGUAAUUUCUCUUAAUUCCUUUCAAGAUAAAGAAUACUCAUUUUGAGGGCUUACAUACUCAUUUGAGGGCUUGCAU